GUGGGGAGAAGAAGAAGAAGAAGAAAAACCCGAACUUGCGCCACCCACAGAACCUGGCGCUCAGCCAAUAGAGGCGGGGCAAGAGCGAGGGGCGUUAAGCCAAUGGGAGGGCGCGGCUCCUUCUGAAGGGAGAGGCCGGAAGGGAAUUCUGUGGAACUGGAGGAAGCGGUCGGCGGGCGAGCUCAUUUUUGUAUAUCCCCCCCCCCAUUUUUUCCGUGGUCGUCGAGUGGCCCGUCUGCUCGCGCUCUCUCAGCGGCGUGGGGGGGAGGGGGGUGCUUCCCUUCCCCGCGCGCUCACGACCCAGUUGCAUCAUGUCUGAGCUAAAGGACUGUCCUCUUCAGUUCCAUGAUUUUAAGUCUGUGGAUCACCUCAAGGUGUGCCCCCGCUACACAGCUGUACUGGCCCGUUCUGAAGAUGAUGGUAUUGGUAUUGAAGAACUGGACACCUUGCAACUGGAGCUUGAAACACUGCUGUCUUCUGCUAGUCGCCGACUUCGAGUGUUGGAGACCGAGACUCAGAUUCUGACAGACUGGCAAGACAAGAAAGGAGACAGGCGGUUUUUGAAGCUGGGCAAGGAGCAUGAAGUGGGCACUCCUAUUAAACAUGGCAAGCCUAAGAAGCAGAAGCUGGAAGGGAAAGGAGGCCACAGCACUGGGCAGGGACCUGGCCGGCCCAAAUCCAAGAACUUACAACCGAAAAUCCAAGAAUAUGAAUUUCCAGAUGACCCAAUUGAUGUGCCCCGUAUUCCUAAAAAUGAUGCUCCCAAUAGAUUCUGGGCCUCUGUGGAGCCAUAUUGUUCUGACCUCACUAACGAGGAACUACGUACUCUAGAAGAGCUCCUCAAGCCCCCGGAAGACGAAGCUGAACACUACAAGAUCCCACCCCUGGGGAAGCAUUACUCCCAACGCUGGGCCCAGGAAGACAUGUUAGAGGAGCAGAAGGAUGGGGCUCGGGCUGCAGCUACUGCUGACAAGAAGAAGGGCAUUUUGGCAGAACUGGAUACAAAAGAUGUUGAUGCUUUGCUGAAGAAGUCGGAAUCCCAGCACGAACAGCCUGAGGAUGGCUGCCCCUUUGGACCUCUGACCCAGCGUCUCCUGCAGGCGCUUGUAGAAGAGAACAUAAUCUCCCCUAUUGAUGAUUCACCGAUCCCUGAGAUAGCAGGCAAGGAUUCUACAGCGGAUGGUGCCAGCACAUCCCCUCGCAGCCAGAACAAGCCCUUCAGCGUGCCCCACACCAAGUCUCUGGAAGGACGUAUCAAAGAAGAAUUGAUUGCUCAAGGCCUGCUCGAGUCAGAGGACCGGCCUGCGGAGGACUCGGAGGAUGAAGUGUUAGCUGAACUGCGGAAGAGGCAGGCUGAGCUGAAAGCCCUGAGCAUGCACAACCGGAACAAAAAGGCUGAGUUGCUCAGGAGGGCCAAGGAUGAGAUGAAUCGACAGGAGCUGCGGCAACGGGUCCGAAUGGCGGAUAAUGAAGUCAUGGAUGCGUUCCGCAAGAUAAUGGCAGCACGACAGAAGAAGCGCACCCCAACAAAGAAGGAGAAAGACCAGGCUUGGAAGAGCCUGAAGGAGCGUGAAAGCAUCCUGAAACUGCUUGAUUGCUAAUACUGGCCUUUGGGUGCAAAACAUUUGUCUACGUUCCUACGUUUGAACUUCAGCCUCUGUAGGGCCUGGCUUAAGGGAGGAGUCUGCUGAAAACUUAAGACUAUAGCCGCUCCUUUCAUUGGCUUACCAGCAUCCUGUCUGGCCAUUUUGUAGCCAGGGAUCCAUUGAGGCUGGGCCUUGGCAGCAUCCCACCUCUUCUUGGGCAUUGCUGUGACAUGGGGGGGGGCCUGGAUCACUAAAGGUGGCAGUCCCUCUUUGAUAUUCAUAGGGCCCAUCUCGCUGUGUCCAGGCAAUGGAGGCAGCCUGCCUUGGAUUGUGGCAUAACACACCAGCUUUCACAGCCCAUCUGUAGCAUAAAAUGGGGGUUGCUCUUGAGGGGUGGCUUGGAUUUACUUACUUCUUACCUUUUGUUUUGCUUCCUGUGAACAAUCAGAAGCUAUAGGCACAAUGAAUGUCCUAUCUGGGAGGGGAAAAAAAUCCCUAAGUGCCUGAAUGAUAUGUACUUGGGGAACUGUUUAUUGACAUUUUUGUGCACUUCUGGGAGCAGGCUUGAGUUAAAAUGGCCAGUGAAACAUGGGUGCUUGCACUUUCCCAUAGGUGGUCCAAGUAGGAAUGUUUAGUGUCCAGCUCUGAACACAAGAGGGAAAUACUGUAUGUGUCUUCUGUUGAACCUUCCCCAGUGGCAGUCCAAAUAGUGCCAAAGGUGGGACUGCUGCCUUGUGGCUGGAGGCGUUUCUGAGCCUGGGAGGCAGCCCCAGACGCUUCCCACCUUGUUUUCUGUUCUACUCAGCUCUUUAUAUGGUGAUCAUGGUGGACCACAUGCUUUUUCUUUUGCCUGACUGAAUUAUCGUCAGCCUCUGUGUAACCAAGUGUAGGAACGCCAUUUGAUUCUUGAUGGAAAAAUGUGGCUAAGCUGAGGAUAACACUCAGCAGGGCAUAUGUCAGAAGGUGGCCAAGACAGAGGUGGUUGUUUUGGUGAGAUGAACCGAGUGACUUGACAUCACCUCCAUCUUUGCAUGCAGACUGGUAGCAGAAUUAUAAGGAGCCUGGAAUCAUUUGUGAGGAUAACAACAAUUGGUAGCGAGAGUCACUUUCUAACUUUCUCCGAACUGUCUUUUACUCCUGGGCUCACAGAAGCACUAUUUCCUGGCCUAAGCCCCAUGACAGUGGUGUUUGGGGAGAGGGGGAGAACAGCAGCUCCCUUUUGGACAAAGAAGCAGGUAGGAUCCCCAAACCCCAUCCUCCUGGCCAGUGUGAUAACACCUCCGAUCUUCAAACAGGAAGAACAAAGCUCGGCUCGGUGGCCCAAAGGGGCUUCCAGUGGGUUGAAUCAAUAGAGAGAAUCCACAAAUCUCCUAGCAACAUAUCAGGCCAAGAUGUAUAAACAUUUUAUAGCUGGAGGUAAUGGGAAGGGAAGACAGGCAGGUAAGCACGUGUUGUAAGCCAGAUGUUCCUGAUGUUGGGUUACAGCUCCCACAGUUCUGCGCCCUUUAAUAAGCUAGUUAGUGCCAAUGAAAGAUACAGUUCAACCACAUCUGGAGGGCCACUUGUUAGCUAACUCCCUGCAGUAGGUCAGGCAUAGCACAAGGGGCCUUGAUUGUACAGGCGUUACAGCCACCGCAGCAGGUCAAUCACAUGGUGUUCGGAACAGUUCUGGUUGGCUCCUGCCUUUGUCCCAGACACAUUCUGCCUGCGGCACCUUCACCCCUACCAGUCUUCCCACCUUUUCAAUGUUUGACUCCACACUGACAAGACAGCUAGAACAGUGCAUUUUCUUUUUUCUUCUUUUCUUUUUUUAAAAAACCAUUCAGGCCUCUUUUUUUCUAUUCCUCACACACCAGCAUGUUUCCGAGCUGCUCUGUUGUGCCUGUUCAGCAGAUGGAUAAAUGCUUCCUAGGCUUCUACUUAAAAUGGAAGUGACUUUGGGGACACCCAGAAAAUAGAAGCAAGUGUGUAUUGGGGAGAGGAGUACAGAAACCUAGGAGGAGAAGCUGGCCUUUGGGAAAGGAACAUAUUAGUUCUUCACAUGCUGUGGUCUGUUGUAGAUUUGCAACAACUGAGCACCUCGGUAGAAUUCUCCCAGAGUGUCAAUAAACCCAUAACUACAAGAAUGAUGUUAAUGGUGCGUUUUUUGAUAAUAUUUUUUAAUCCUCUGGAAAAGGCUCAAGCGGGCAUUCAAAGGAUAGCCUACCAGACAAUGCUUUCCUAUGUAAAUUGCAUGCCCUUUGCUACACAAGACUUCUAAGUUUUCAAGACAAGCUGAUUUUGGCUUGAUAUGGCUUUCUGCCAAGCAAAUUUUAAUAAUGAAUCAAUGCACAAGAAAUGUCAACUUUUCUUGUGUUCUGUCAAGAGACAGGUAGUGGGAGAGAGAUGAGAAAGGUAAGGAGUGCAGUAAGUAAGAUUUAUUUGCAUAGUAGAAAGAGCAAAUGAAGAUUAAGGCACAGCAGAGCACUCUUCCAUGGUUCAUGAAGCUAAUGUUUUUGUUAUUGGCAAUGUGUAGGAGAGUAGAAAAGAAGAAAUGUUCCAAAAAUUAGUUCCUGUGGCUAAGAGACCAUUAAUGUGGAAUGAGUUGGGCUAAUGGAGCAUGUUUUUUAAUGCAUUUCAUCUUGCAUGCUUUCACCUUGGGUAUAGAAGGAGGGGGGAAAUGUUGCUGGAAGCUCCCUAUACACAACUGAAAAGCAGUGGGAAAACGUUUUCAGAACUGUGCAGUUUGUGCAUCAUAAUGGUCUAUCAACAUAAAGUUCCAUCUUGAUAUUUUAAUACUGACAAAAUUUCUUAGCCUGUGAUGCUGAUGAUUAACAAGAUGACAUUUUCUGCUUUUUAGAACAUUGUUCCAUGCCUUCUGCCUCUCCUGUCCAGGGUUGUGUUGUUGCAUCAAAAAAUGGAAGAUGAAGUAUGAUUUGUGUAGUAGUUAGAGGUUAGGUCUGGGACUAUGAAAUGACAGGUGCUGAAUUCUGAUUUCUUGGAAGAUGGUGAAUCAGCUUCAGCUUUAAGACCUCUAGGAGAGAUCUAAAGUACUAAGCCCAGUACUCCAGAUAGUUCUAGUACCUUGCACAGAUCCCUCAAAGUUCAGACUAAAACCCAGAGUGCAACUCUUGCAGAAUCAGAGUCCCCACCAGCUCCUCAGUGGGACGACCUAGUGAAAGUUACUUUCUAUUAACCUAACUUAAUGUACUGUCUUGUGAGGGUGAAGUGAAAGGAGAAAGAAUCAUAUACAUCAGGAUGGGCAACUGUGGUCCUCCGGAGGUUUUGGCCUACAGUACCCAGGAGUCCUCACUGUUGGCUGUGCUGAUGGGAAUUGUAGGCUGGGGGAAAAAAAAAAGUACAGAAGGUCACAGUAGCUCACUGGAGAUGAACUCUCUAAGCAGCUCUUUAGAAGUUCAGAAUAAAAAGGCAACAGAUGUCAGUGUGGGCAGCUCUCUGAGCAGUGCAAUAUUGAUUAGAUUUUGGGAUCCAGUGUGUGUUGCCUUCGAGAAAGUAGGGAAUGUGUGGCCCUCCAGAUGUUGUUGAAACUCAGUGGUCAUCAUCCCUGAUGAUUGACUGGGUUGCUGAUAGCCAGAGUCCUACAAUGUCUAGGAGCCACGCCCCCCCCUCACCCCCAGUGCUUUAUAAUGACUGGUAUGUUGCAGGGAAGCAGUUUGUUGUGAGAGAGGGCUUAAUCUGAAACAGGCUUUAACCCAUCCUUCCACUUUUUUGCUUCACAGGCCAGCUUCUAGUGUUUGCCCUGUUGGCUGAGGGCUGCUGCUGAUCUCUUGCCAGGAUUGCAGAGCUAGGUAGACCUGGAUUUAGACCAUGGCAUUGCAAAUUUCAAGCACAACUAGAGGCUGGAAUUUGGGGAAGAGAUAAUACUUUUUC
This is a messenger RNA of Pogona vitticeps (central bearded dragon), 5456 nucleotides long. RefSeq names its product transcriptional adaptor 3 (gene TADA3). Gene Ontology annotation, biological process: regulation of transcription by RNA polymerase II. The record is from RefSeq and is a predicted model, not a curated record. Gene Ontology annotation, molecular function: transcription coactivator activity. Lineage: Eukaryota; Metazoa; Chordata; Lepidosauria; Squamata; Agamidae. Gene Ontology annotation, cellular component: SAGA complex.